Messenger RNA from Micromonas pusilla CCMP1545, 999 nucleotides. RefSeq lists its product as uncharacterized. The record is from RefSeq and is a predicted model, not a curated record. Bases 115 to 999 code for a protein of 294 amino acids. The transcript has a single exon. NCBI's taxonomy places the organism in Eukaryota, Viridiplantae, Chlorophyta, Mamiellophyceae, Mamiellales, Mamiellaceae.
CACGCACACACACCGAGCCCGCUUCCGAGCACUGACGCCGCGAUUCGCCGCGGUUCUCGGGGCAAGAGACCUCCACUCUCCGCCGGGAGAGAGACGAAAAAAAACCAGCUCGACAUGCCGCUCACCGGCGAGGCGACGCCGCUGCUGGCGCGCGACUCGAAGGGUGAUCGGUCGAACAAUCGCCGAUCGUGGCGAUUCGCGGCGCUGCCGACGUCCGCGGUCGCGAUCGUGCUCGCCACGGUGCUUCUGUCGACGACGUCGUCGCCGAUCUCGAGCGUGCUCGGUCUUGGCCGCGCGAGCCUCGGGCAGAACGCCACGAACGUCACGAUGAGCUCGACGGACAACGUCCGUAGGUUAAUCUCGAACUACACCGUCGAGCACGAUGCGGUCAUCGCGGAGACGCGAAGGGUGAAGGACGCGAUCGACGCGCUUCGCGUGAAGCGCGCCGAGAUCGUCGGCAUGACCGCCGUGGACAACCUUCCGCUCCCCGCGAUCGACCUGACCGGUCACGGCGAGACCCCGCUGAUCAGUUCUUUUUGGAGUACCCGCCAGACACCCAGCCUCGGUCAAACUGACGGGACGACGACGAACAAGAUGACGCAGAUCAUGACCCUCAUCAACGGGUUUGCCUUGCACCACGACAAGAUUAUCUCGAACACCAGGACGUUGGACGGGAAGCUCCACAAGCUUCGCGGCCAGCGCGACGCGAUCAUCGGUAUGGAAGUCGACGACCCUCCGCUCCCGACGAUCAACAUGACCGGCAUCGUCGCCGCGAUCGCAGAACCGAUCUCUGAAGCCAUGCUCGGUCAACCCGAGAGCCCGGCGGGGACGCAGAUCAUGAGAAUGGUCGCGGAAUACGCCAAGAAGCACGAGAUGGUGAUCGCGGAGACCAAGAUGGUGGCGAGGAGGAUCGAGGGCCUCCGCUGGAAGCGCGGUCAGGUCAUUGCGAGGACCGUCGGUGCCACCGCGAUCCCGUCGUGGACUACACCGGCGGCAUGA